Messenger RNA from Musca vetustissima, 2240 nucleotides. Its product is annotated as late secretory pathway protein AVL9 homolog. NCBI's taxonomy places the organism in Eukaryota, Metazoa, Arthropoda, Insecta, Diptera, Muscidae. The record is from RefSeq and is a predicted model, not a curated record. The transcript is spliced from 4 exons. Gene Ontology annotation, cellular component: cytoplasm. Bases 15 to 2240 code for a protein of 741 amino acids.
UUGAUCGGAGGACAAUGAAUGCAACGGCGACGGCUCAAGAAGAAACAAAACCUCCAAUUUUACAUAUUUUGGUUGUGGGUUUCCAUCACAAGUUGGGAUGUCAGGUGGAAUUUUCAUACCCCCCUCUGGUUGCUGGAUCGACUGGAAAAAAUGAAUGUCCCAGUGGUUGGAAAUAUCUAUCAACCUUGGCUUUGCCAGAUGGUUCUCACAACUUUAUCGAGGAUACGGUCUUCUUUAAUUUACCCAGUCUAACCGAUCCCACAGAAAGUGUGUACGGUGUGUCGUGUUAUCGACAAAUACCGGUGGAAAAACUGAAAAUUCGCACAGCCGAUGUAACACGUAGUACGGUGCAAAAGUCUGUCUGCUGUCUGGCCCGAUUGCCAAUUUAUGGCUACAUAGAAGUCAAGUUGUCGCUGAUUGCGGAUGCUUUCUUUGAGGAGGGUGAUUUUUCGAGCACGGAUAUUCUUGUCAAGGCAUAUGAACAAUUGAAUGCCUGUCUGCUGGACGGCGAUGAAUCACGUCGUGCUCUGCGUCAUUUCCAUGUUGGCUUAUCGCUGCGUGAAAUUGUUUUGAAUUGGCGACACAAAACAUUGCAGUUGUUGAAAUUGUUUUUGUUACAACGGAAAGUGGUUUGUUUCGGAUCGCCGGUGAGGGGUAUGUGUGCUCUUAUCUUGGGUAUAGCAUCGUUAAUACCGCGACUGUUGGAAAAGGGUUUUCAAGAGGUGGCAUGUGUGAGGACAUCCCGGCCACUGUCGCCAAUGCCUGAUUAUACGGAUUCACUUAUAAAAUCAGAGGAUUGUAAAACAAAGGGUGGCCGCAAUAGCAGCAGCGAUGAUGUGAAUGUUGAAAAUACUGCAACUACAAAAGCUGGGGAAGAAGAGGGGGAGGAUACUGCCGAUAAUGCCAGUCAUGUAGAUGCAGAAGAAAAGAUGCGAAAAUUUUCCAAUGCCUCUUCGAAGAGUAGUGAAAAAUCAAGUCAUAAAAGUAGUUCAUCGCCAACAUCGGGAAUUUCAGCAGGUGGUGAUGCAGACACCGUCGGGUCGACAUCACAGAAUGAUAAAAAUUUGGAACGCAGCAGCUCAUUUACCAAAGACAACAGUUUGGAUGCAUCAACUACCAUGUCCAUCCUGACCACAAUCAAUCCCGACGAAUAUCGUGCACCCAUCUCGAUAUUUGCCAGCGGUAAUCUUUGUUUGCCUUAUCUCUCCUUGCCAUACAUGGAUUUGUUAACCGAUCCAUCGGUAUUAAGUUAUGUUAUCGGAACCUCAAAUGUCCUAUUUCAGCAACGCCAUCACCUGGCCGAUAUAUUAAUUGAUAUUGAAAAUGGCAACUUGGAAGCACGUGAUCCCGAGCUGAGAAAACAAUUGAUCCUGAGCACAGAAGAUUUACGUUUUAUGGAUUAUAUAUUGCGUCAUGUUCAAGUGCCUAAAGAGGAUGCUGAAGGUGGCAGUGAUCAAUGGAUUCGGCAGCAAUUUCAGGGUUAUUUGUUGGCCUUAUUGCGUACCUCUGUGGUGGCCACCACCUCCGAGACAAUUGUUAAAGAUGUUGAUCAUUUUAAUGCGAAUUUUAUGACAGCAUUCCAAAAGACGCAAUGCUAUCAGGAAUGGUUUGAUGUUAGGCCAGAUAAUGGAUUUUUUGAAGCUUUGCCAAUGGGACAUCCAUUUUCGGGGGCCACUCUAUCGGUUACAGAUGUUAAAUUGAAAUUGGCACAAACAAUGCAAAGCACUGAAAGCGGCCGCAAAAUAAAUCAGGCCGUUAACAAUACCAGCCGGGCUGUGGGCGGUGCAUUAUCUCAGGCUAAGGGUGCCAUUUCUGGUUGGUGGUCAUCGAUGACCACAACGGCUGCCACAACAGGUUCCAGCAAUACCGAAAACCGUCUGACGGACCAAUCCAAACAGGAUAUCUCAGUAACAUUCCAAAAUAGCGGCGACACCAUUGAGGAGGGUAUCAGUAUACACACAGAGGAGAAAAUUGUUUUCUCUACUAAAAACGGCGAGGUAGAAGGCAUUGACGACAACAACAAGGAGUCGGCUGAUGGUGACAAUGGAGAGGGAAAACUUGUCGAAAAGGCUGAAGAACUUAAGGAGGGCAAACAAAUCGAAGCAAAUAAAGUAAUGCAAAGUAGUGGCGGCAGUGGCAUUGUAGAAAUUGGCAAAGAAGCUGAAUUGCUUGAUAGGAAUGAUCAGAAUUUAGUUGGCGAUAGAAGUUCGUCUAAUGGAAACAGUGUAUUUAUUGUUUAA